AUGCUUUCCAUAGGUAACUAAUUUUUCAGUUGUUUUUUUUUGAUUAUUGAAAAUUUCAGUGAUAUUUAUGAUGUACGUCUAUCGUCGAUUGUGCACGCGGAGCCCAGUUUUCGAGCACAUUUUGUGCGAAGAGGAGGAUUUUCCGAUUCCGAGACCGAUUACGCCGGGGUGAGUUGGAAGUCCGCAUGGCCCGGAACUUCUAGUCCUCUUUUUUUUUUUUAGAAAGUCAAUAAAAAUAAUUUGAGACCCGAAUCGUUUCGACGCAAUUCCGCACAAGCACAAUAUCGGCUGCUGAUCAAGAGCAAAUUUGAGCGAGAAUUCGGAAAAUCGCGCGCCGAAUGCGGACUUUUGAUGCCCGUCCGGCUGAUUACGUCCGUCUCCGAGGAGGACUGCGACUAUUGA
Caenorhabditis sp. 36 PRJEB53466 is the source of this 402-nucleotide messenger RNA. The record is from the annotation of a GenBank genome assembly. Lineage: Eukaryota; Metazoa; Nematoda; Chromadorea; Rhabditida; Rhabditidae.